Messenger RNA from Liolophura sinensis, 2084 nucleotides. RefSeq lists its product as uncharacterized. The transcript has 11 exons. The coding region runs from base 1 to 1104 and encodes 367 amino acids. Lineage: Eukaryota; Metazoa; Mollusca; Polyplacophora; Chitonida; Chitonidae. Gene Ontology annotation, biological process: protein folding. The record is from RefSeq and is a predicted model, not a curated record. Gene Ontology annotation, cellular component: endoplasmic reticulum. Gene Ontology annotation, molecular function: protein disulfide isomerase activity.
AUGACAAACGGGAAGAAGUUUAUACUUUUAUAUGUUGUUUCAGCAGAUGGAUACUGUGACGCUUGUACUGAUCUGUAUCCAGAAUUUAUCACUGUAGCUAGUUUAUUUGCCAGAGAAAAGAACAUAUUCUUUGGUAAAGUAUCAGACUCUAAGCUCAUUGAUAUGCUGGAUAUUAAGGAGUUUCCAUCCGUAGUGUAUUAUGAGCAUGGAAGUGCUUCCCAUCAACCGCUGUUGGGUGAUAUAAGUAUAGACAACCUCGUGAGCACGGUUAAGAAGGGAAUGAGAGGUGAUUUUUCUGACAUCCAAAUAAAAUACACCGUACCGCUAACAGACAGUACGUUUGAGGAGUGUAUCGCCAAUCCUAGGCAACAUGCUUUUAUCAUCGUCUAUGACAAAGAUUCGGCGUCAACGGCUGAAGCGGAACUAAAACUUUUUGAAGAUCUUGCAAUGACGUUUAAGCAUGACGAAGAGUUGUUAAUUGGCAGCAUCAACGCUACAAAAGAGAUUAAGCUUGCGGGAGAUUUCGCUGUCAAACGGUACCCGGCGUUCUACUGGUAUGGGAAAGGUGACAAGUCAAUCCGAAAACGGUAUGGCGGUAGAAUGGAUAUCGAUGAGCUGCUCGCAUUUGUUAACGACCAGACAAACCUUGACCGGAAGUUGGGCGGAGAACUGAUGGAAUCCGCCGGUCGAGUCCCAGAGCUGGAUACACUGGUGGCAAUGUACAUCGAUGACAUCAUGGAAGGCGUAGAAUUGGAAGCUGCUAUUGCUGACGCUAAGGAAUACGCCAAGAACGCUAAAAUCAACAGAAAGUACGCUCCUUACUAUGUAACUCUGCUGAAGAAGAUCAACGAUGCGGGGAAAGUGGAAGUGAUAGACGAGGAGAGAGACCACCAGGUCAAGUUGUUAACAAUAGGUGAACUGACUCCGAAGCAGAAGGAUGAUCUGAUGAGAAAGAGGAAUAUUCUGCAUCGCUUUGUGGAUGAGAUGGCCAUGAGGCUGAUCGAUGGGGAUCGCGAAACCGUCAGGGUUGUGAGAGGAAACAAACAAAACAAGGCCAAGAAAUCCGAUCACGUUCAACACGAUGAUCUCCAUCAAGAGUUGUAGCGUGUAGUUUACAUAGCGUAUAUACAUAUAGACUUAUUGUUUUUGAAUCAUGCAACUCGACGAUUUUUAAGGGCAGGGAUACAUCUGUGUGCAUAUAAACAUCAUGUCUCAUAUCGUGCAGUGGAUAUAUGUAUACUCAUUUCUGAAUCAGAAACGGUCGUGCGCAUUUACAGCCUGAAGUUUUAGAUUCUGCUCCAGGCAUGUGUACGUAAAAUCAUGUACAUGUAUGUGUGGAUGCGUUUCUAAUUGUUUAAUUUAAUAGUAGAAAAUUAAAAAUUUGAAGUUGCGUCUUUUUUUUUUUGCGUCCAAGCAUAUGCUUAAAAGGUGCAUGCCUGUGUCAUUUGCUUCAUCGUUAUUACUCGCAUCAAUGGACUCCAAUGGCUCUUCACACGUGGUUGAUUGCUAGAUGUUACACGGUUCUACAAUAAAGUAAGACACCCUGUAAACGGGCCUUAGAUAAUUUAAUGUGUUUACAUGCCGCCAUAAUCGGCGAAGUAUAAAGUGCCAAGUAAUGGCUUUAUUACGCAUGCUUAAUUCACCGUCCUAUAUAAUUCCAGUCAUUUCUAUAAGAUACUGUCCUCGGUACACGUAGCCUAUAAUGUAUCGAUACAUUUCUAGUUUACCAUUCAGCUCAUUAGAAUGUGGAUCCUUCUGAAUUCAGGGAAUUUUCAUAAUUAUAAGAAUUUAGAUGUGUUCCAUUUUCGUGUGUAAGUAUUUCGUUACGCUGUGUUUACUUGCUAGAUUUACAGUAAGAACUGAUUGUAUGAACAUAUACGACGAGAGCUUUCUACUAAAAUCACGUGACCACCGUGCGAUUUGGCUCUGUUUUGUACCAUUUACAUUCCCUGUUCCUAUAUAUACCUAUAGUGAUAAUACUGAAAGACGUGGUUUCAACUAUAUGUAAAUGAAUGCAUGGCCGUAUAUAGAAUAUAGCCUAUGUCUUCUGACUUGCUAUAUCCCCGUGUUGUGUACUACAAAAU